This is a messenger RNA of Toxorhynchites rutilus septentrionalis, 3798 nucleotides long. RefSeq lists its product as uncharacterized. The transcript is spliced from 7 exons. The coding region runs from base 934 to 2805 and encodes 623 amino acids. NCBI's taxonomy places the organism in Eukaryota, Metazoa, Arthropoda, Insecta, Diptera, Culicidae. The record is from RefSeq and is a predicted model, not a curated record.
GCGCCGACAAGACGCGUUUCUCUCUCGGUUGUAGUGCAUUGGCUAUAGAAACCGGCAAGCGAGUGAGUGAUAACUCGCGGCUUGCGACUCACAGUUUCUAGACAAGGAUAUCGACGCAAUCACGAGGUGCGCGUUGUUCGACGACAGUGCAAAUAAUGCAAGUGUAGAGCAGAGACAUGGAAUUAGUCAUUGACUGAGCCUGCGGCGUGAAUCAGCUGUGACAGGUUGACCUUUGACGCGUGUUGCCACGCGCGAAAACCGCCGGAAAAUUCUGCAUGUGUGAUGCACCGCGUGCAAGCGCUAUGUGAUUCAAACGCAAUUAAAAUAGAUAGCGGCAAAUCGGCAACCGGUCGGCCGAAUUCAUUCUAAUCCACGCAAAGGGAACUCCUUUUGGGUGGCGUAAGUGAGCCGGUGUGGGUAAGAAUCCAAUCCAAGCUGUUCUUCUUAGUGCAGCAUCCACGCAACACUGCAACUGCAUCCACCAGAGGACAGCGGUAAUAAAUUAGCCAAAUCACAUGAUCGCAGUGACCCACCGUGAGGGAGAGAGUGUGUAAUUGGCAUGUGAUUUGGCGUCUACACGGUGCGACUAAAUAGAAGCAGCAAAAAAAAAAACCAAAAGUGUCAAUUCGAAAUUAGUUCUGAGUGCGUGACUUUACCGAUAGAAGCGCGGAACGAGCGAACGAACGAGAAUCUGUGAGAUGUGCGUGAAGCAAGAGGACGAUCGAUCGCGGAAGCGGCGAUAAGCAACGAGGAUUCGCCAGGCUUGCAUGCUGUUGUGAGAACAGUACCGGGAUUGAGUGAAGAAGCUGAAGCGAGAGGGAAAUACGGGCCGUAUGCUAAUAGUGAUCGACGAUUUUCGUGACAUGUUCAAUUUGUGAGAUUAAUUGGCGGGCCAUUAAUUGUAUUUGAAGUUGGAAAAUUAAGCGAAGCACAAUGAAGAAGAGUCCUAUUCGAGCGCUACACGUGGCGCUGCUAUUGCUGCUGCUGCCCUCGCUGAUAAUCUCUGCGAAAACGCUUACUACCGGCCGGGGAAGACCGCCGGCAACGGCCGCGGCUGUGGUGCCACUGGAAGGGCGGGAUACCCUUUGUUCCCGUUCCCGAAGCGCGACCGAGGCACAGCGAUCAGCUAUCGAGGAGUGGUCCAACACGGUACCGGCAACGAUCCUCGUGAAAGAUAAACCGGUGCUGAUGAUGGCCAAAGAAAAUAGAAUGAGAUAUGUGAUCCAUCUAGCGGAUACGAGUCCACUUUCCAUCGUUAUCACACCAUCUUGCACCCCAACUAUGGAAGGGGAAAUCCGAUGGACGGUCGUCUACAACGAAACGAGCAUCCUUGAAAUCCACAACGCUUUCAACCGAAGUUCCUUUCUGUUGCCCUGUGCGGUACAGGGUAUCUACCACGUGUGGGUUCAAAUCACCAACGUGUACUGUUCGGCUGAGAUUUCCUACAACACACGAAACCUCGUCGACCUGUGGCCACUGCUGAACCGAACUGCACUGUCCCCUAUCAAGUUUCAUCAGCAUCCCCGGAAGCACCAACUGCUAGUCAAGUGGGAAAAAAGUAAAUUCGAUAUUCACGCGAUGCACUAUUGUUUGGUCAUAAGUCGGGAUCGUCCCCAAGAAACCCUUUGUCGGGCACUUGCAAAUAACCAACAUGGAUCCAAAUGUGGUGCAAGCAGUACGGAAGUGCUCCAGCGAAUCAGCAUUGAAGAGGAGAAAAAGAUUCAUCCGGAUGCGAAGACUACGAUCGUGUGCACGGGUGUUCGAACGAAACAACUGAUUAAAGGUCUGAGAUCGAACACCUCGUACUUCUUGGAAGUUUUCUCUGUGCACACUCAGAAGAACAAUCUUUCCUACCUGCUUGGAUCGACAACGGUUCAUGUGAAUCGAACCCGUCCCACACAGCUGAUCGAGGGGAAAUUGUUCGUCGGGAAAUUGUCUACCUUAGGCGGAUUGACCCUUUUCAGUUUCAAGGUUCCUAAGAAAUCAUCGAGUAAUUCCACCCUGAAACUUCUGGUGACACCCUGUGGAGGAACGGUGAAUCUGGAGAUUUACCGAAAAAAACGGCUAAUUCUGAGGCCAAUUGUUGACAUUUACUAUCCCAGGGUAAUUACGCUGGGGAAGGCUGUGCCUGGCGAGCGAUAUCUGAUACAAAUUUCGGAAGCAGACGAACACUACCGAACCAACCGGAUACAGAUUGCGGUAACCACGCGGGAUGCGUUUGUGAAUCUGCCCCAGCUGCCCGGCAACACAACGGUGGCUGAGCUGACCCAGCUGAGGACUUGUCACGCUACCACGAUCGCCUGGUUCAGUUCACCAGAUCAGAGGAAAAUAAGAUAUUGCACAUAUAUCUUCAAGCAGCACACGAAGCACCAGUACUACAGCAACAUAAAAAUGCCAUCCUACUGUGAGCUGGAGAGUCGAGAUAUUUACAACCAUCCGCAGCUACAGCAAAUGCACUGCAUCUUCUCGGACCAAUUGAACCACACCGACCUUACGCCCAUGUCGAUGUCCAUAAACAACCUUGCGCCGGCUCACUACUAUCUGAUAUUUGUAACGGCAAGCUUGGGAAACAGCCGCAGCCUCCCAUACCGCUCGGCAAGGAUAAAAACUCAUCCGUAUUGCCGUGAAAACGAUCCCAGCAACAUCCAGCAGCAGCAGAGGCUCCGAGGCGUUUCCGUUGCCAAAAAGCAGCCGCACCAUCCUCGAAGCAAUAGCAGUGUAAACAUGUUAAAGUCGGCAUCCAGCAGCAAACAGCAUCAGCUGAUCGAGAGGAGAAAUAAUCGCCUCAAGAGGGAUGAUGAUUAGGAUGCCAUCCUAUUUAGAACGCAAAGCAGUAGCAAUUCUUAAUACGAUACUUUACCGUACCACUGAUUAGUGCUUGGUUUUACAGCGCGUUUAGAAACCGUGUUACCCAGUUAGCAUCCACAACGGAUUUACAACUAACAAGCAGGCUCGCAUCCUAAUUGAUUUGGCACGAGGUCAAACGGGCUAGACUUGUCGCUUAUCACACCCCGAAGAGGUCCUGAUUUAUAGCACUCGUUUCUCGUUCCUUGACAACGAUGGCAUCUAAUGGCACGCGUACGCGUACAGUUACACCCAUGAGAUGCGUUCAGUUCCCCCCAAAAAGCAACAGAAAAAUUCAUUGAACAUAAAAAAAUUAAACGAACAAGUCACUCGGGAAAUUUAUUUCCAUGCGGCAGCAUUUCCGUUUUUUUCCGGGAUCGUACAGAGGGAGUUGGACCAUUCUACCGGCGAGUAACGGCGAAAUAAAAUUGUAUUGCUUCAAUAAAUUAGACAAUACGACAGCAAAGACAAGUGGAAAGCGAAAGUGGAAUGUGAUGCAAAAAAAAAAAGAAUGUUGUAAAAUUUAUGACAGCUGGAAGGAUAUUGCUUUCAAGUGCUGCUUCAUGUGUUUUCGGUAGUUGGAGAAUGAGGCAUACAGUAGCUUUGUAACUUGGUAGGGCUUUUCAGCAAUGGCGAAAACGCUGUUUGUUCUGUAUAGUAGAAGUUAAGCAUAUUACUAUAACCACACUAUGAAUUGUACUAGUAACGAUUACAAGGAUAGAUUUUGUUCUAGAAGUAAGGUUCUACAUUCGAGAGGACAUUUUGACAUCGCUAUGCUUAUAUAUUGGUUUUAUGAGCGCGAAUACUUCUAUUGUACGGAAGACUAUUUAUUAUACGAUAUUUUCUACUUUAAAAAAAUAUUUGACGAUAAGAAUUUCUACAAAUACACACACAAUGUUCUUGUAUGAUCAUAACGAUUAAUUGUGCUGGAUUUACGAAUAAAAUACCAAAUUU